AUGUUUCACCCAGUUGGUGUAGACGUAGAUAGUUACUACACCUUAUUUCUUUUUUGGCUUCAAAUUUUCGGUGUCUAUACUACACUUCUCGUUGUUACUGCACUGAUUGUCAUUUAUAUUUUGAGGAAACGUCGCUCGUCAAUCCUGAAGAACCAGCGCUGCGUCCGCGCACCGCUGUCCGAGCUGGAGUUCAACGUGGCCACCCCCGACCAGGCCAAGAGCCGCCGUGUGAGCUUCAGCCGCCGCACCGGCGUGGCAGAGUUCGAGAUUACUGAAGCAACAACUGCUUGGAAGAAUGUUUACGAGCAACACAACAAGUCGCUGGAGUCGUCGGCCAACGAGUCCGGACUGAAGGCGGCGCCGCGACGCGUGGGGCACCUCGGCGCGCGCGCCUCGCACUUCGAGGACGAGGAGGCCGACGUCGUGGACGCCACGGAGCCCCGGGCCCCGCCCACCGCACAACUGGACGAACUGCCCACCAACACCAAUACUAUACAGCUCUUCCGUCUAGAAUUGAACCCGGGCCUCCGCGAGCUGACGGACAACCUCGACGUAGACUUCUCCGCCAUGGCGCCCCCCGCCGACGACCUAGAAGCCCUGCGGCGAGACCUAGAGCGCGAACCUAAGCGCGCCAACAUCUCCGACGUCAGUAUCGACGUCGACUUCAACGCUACACACUUCAGCCUGAAAGUUGAUGAUGAUGAUAUGUCCAUCACCGAUACUAUCCGCAGCCCCGCUGUCGCUGCGACUAAAAAGCAAGUCGAUGAUUGGACGGUUGAUAAAGAGAAUAUAGUUGUUAAUCCGUACAUAGCGCCUCCGCCAGCGGAGUUCCCUUGCGAGGAUGAUAUAUUAGUGUUUGAUGGGAAAAAGUGCAAGUUUCAAUCGAAAUUGGACCUUAGUGAUGCGCCUUUAGAGUCUGAAACGGAGAAUAUUCCACCCAAAACAGUCUUUCUUGAUGAUAUGACAGAAACGCAAGCGGUACCCGUGCAAAUUAUACGAGAUAAGAGUGUCCUGAAUACAGAGCGGAGAAAAACUGUAGUGUUUGGUGACGAUGGGGAUAUGUCGGUGACUCAGGCUGUUGCUGAUAAUAUUAUAGCCCCGAGAGCUUCACAGGAAGAUAAGGAGAAUCAGAAAACUAUGUACUUCGAUGAUUUGCCGGACAUGUCAGUUACACAAGCCUUACCAGCGGAUAUCAUUCAAAGCGAACCCGAGCGCAAAACCAUAUUAUACGAAGAUGACGCACACAUAUCCAUGACCGAAGCUGUGCCAGCUCGCAUACUCACAGGGUCUGAACACCUUCCCUUAGAAAACUUAGAAAAUAAAACAACUAUUGUGUAUGAAGACGCCGAUGUGUCCAUGACUGGCGUGGUAUCGGGAAAUGAAGUAAAGGGUAGUGCAGAUCGUAGAAAAACUCUUGUUUAUGGGAAUGAUGGUGGGAAUGUCUCCAUAACUGGUGUAUUGCCAGCUAAUUUAAUUGAUGAAGUAAAAAUUCAAUCUAACGUAGAUCAAAGGAAAACUAUAGUUUUUGGUGAUAAAGAUGGACAUGUCUCUAUGACUGGAGUUUUGCCGGAAAAUAUAAUAGAUGCAGCUAAAUUAGUUCCACCAAAUACGGAACGAAGAAAAACUAUUGUCUAUGGUAAUGAUAAUGGAAAUUUGUCUGUAACUGGCGUUUUGCCAACUAAUAUAAUUGAUGAAGCGAAAUUAACACAACUUAAUACGGAUCGCAGAAGAACAGUCGUUUUUAGAAAUGGUGAUGGUAAUCUAUCAAUGACUGGUGUAGCACCAGUGAGUAUACUCGAUGGAGCAAAAGUUACUCAAGAACCUAAUACAGACAGAAGAAAAACCAUUGUGUAUAAUAAUGAUGAUGGUAAUGUGUCCAUGACUGGGGUUCUACCGGCCAAUAUUAUUGAUGAAGCAAAAGUAAGGCAAAGUAUGGAUCACAGAAAAACAGUAGUUUUUGGAAAUUAUGAUGGAAACCUAUCUAUGACUGGUGUAGCACCAGUGAGUAUACUCAGUGGAGCAAAAUAUCCUAAUGCAGAUCGUAGAAAAACCAUAGUUUAUGAAAAUGAUGGGGGUAAUAUCUCAAUGACUGGAGUGGUACUUGCCAAUAUACUUGAUGGAGCGAAAGAAACUCAAGAACUUAAUACAGAUCCUAGAAAAACCAUAGUUUAUAAUAAUGAUAACGGAAAUGUUUCUGUCACUGGGGUAGUGCCAGUUAACAUUAUUGAUGUAGCAAAGGAAACCCAAGAAUCAACUGCAGAUCGCAGAAAACCCAUAGUUUAUGGUAAUGAUGAAGGUAAUAUUUCUGUAACUGGAGUAGUCCCAGUCAAUAUACUUGAUGAAGCAAAACAACUUCCUACAGAUCAUAGAAAAACUGUGGGGAAUGGUAAAGAUGAUGGUAAUAUGUCUAAGACUGGUGUCUUACCUCCUAAUAUCCUUGAUGAUGGUGCAAAGAUGCAACCGGUAAAUGCAAAACGCAGACAAACAGUUGUUUAUGACGAAGAUAAUGGAAAUUUAUCCAUGACUGGUGUAGCACCAAUUAAUAUACUUGAUGGAGCAAAUAAGCAAAAUAUAGAAGAUAAAACUGUAGUAUAUUCAACUGAUAGUGGACAUUUGUCUCUAACUGCUGCAGAAUCAGAGAUAUUUGAGGAUGCUAAGGAACAACUCGUUGAACAAGAAAAUGAGCCAGAUACAGAACACAGAAAAACUGUUGUUUUUGGUGAUGAUGAUAACAAUGUUUCUAUAACUGGAAUGAUACCAGCUAAUAUUGAAGAAGAUGCCAAAUUGAUCCCGUCCCUAAAUGAAGAACGCGGAAAAACUAUUGUCUAUGGAAAUGAAGAUGGAAACGUAUCUGCGACUGGAGUCACACAAGAAAAUAUGAUACAACAGCCUGAAACCAAUCGUAAAAGCAUUGCUCAUGGCGUUAAUGAUGGAAAUAUGUCUAUAAUAGGUGUUCUGCUGGCUAAUAUGCUUGACGAAGAAGAUGCAGUUAAAAUUACUUCUAAUCGCAGAAAAACCGUUGUUUAUGAAGAUGAUGACGCAAAUAUGUCUAUUACAGGAGUUGUUCCCAAUAUUAUUGGUGUAGAGAAAUCUACGCAAGCUCCAUAUGAACGCAGACAAACUGUCGUUUACGAAAAUGAUGUUUCAAUGACGGAUAUAGUUCCGGCAAAUAUAAUGCCUGAAGAUACCAACAUCAUAGUACCAGAGACACCAACAAGUAUUAUAUGUGAAAAUACUGAAACUCAACAGAAUGAACUUGAGGUUUUCUAUGUAAAGGAUGAACAGGUUGAAAUGAUAGAGGCAGUUACAAUUCCAAAACUCAUUGAGUCAGAUGAAGAAGGAGAUGUUUCUAUGACGCAAGCCGACGGACCACAGUCGCUAAAUAAUCUUUGUCCAGCCACAUUUAAUAAGUUAUCGGCUAAUCAGGAUAUAACCUCACUCAACAAAUCGCAGCUUGAUCCACAUUCAGCCACAUUUAACAAAUCUUUGGCCAACCAGGAGUUAGCCGCAAACAAAUCAUUAGCUGGCCAAGAAUCGGCCACAUUCGAAUCCACAGUCAAUAAAACUUUCACUGCUCAUUCAAUGUCGAUGAAUAAAACUCUAACCAGCAAUGUUUUAGUCUACGGUGCCACAACUGAGCGUGAUGCUAAGGAUGGUGAUAAUUCAUACAUAGUUGAGGGCUUGAAUUUAGAAGACAACCAAUCUCAAGAGUCCCCAAACGCCUCACUGGGUCUGUCUAAGAGCUUCACUGAGCAGUUGGCCAGGUCUCGGGUACAAGCAGUGAUGACACCACCAAAAGAGUCUAUUCUCGAUGUAUUACUUGAUAUGUCGCAGGCUUCAGGAGAAGAUAUAUGGAAUAAACCACAAAGUAGCACUGUAACUGGACCUGUCAGCGAUAUAACUAUGACUGACAGUGUGCCUACUUCUGAAAGCUACAUCCUGGUCAAGGACGAAGGACCAGAUGGACCAGCGCUGGAAGCCACCGAACCUGUACAAUAUAAGAAGCCAAAGCAUGGUAUAGUUUGUAAUCUCCAAAGGAAACUCAACGAGCUAAAAGACACGCUGCUUGUAAAACAGAAAUCUCCUAAAAGAGAUAAAAAUAAAAGUGAAAAUCAGGAUCUGACGCAUAACACCUCAAAUUUGGGUACUUCUAAAAUUACUAAUAGUUCCGAGGGGAGUAAAUCGCCAAAGAAUUGUUUAAACUCCACAAGUUCAGAUUUGGAUCCUCCUAAAAGUAAUGAGAGUUUAGAAAAGAGUAAAUUGCUAAAGCCUUCCUUAAACUCUCCGAGUUCUCCAAAUAAGGAUUGUCAAGAAAAGAACAAGUCAUUGAAGAUCGAUUUGACUUCCGAAAUGUUUAUACGGGACAAGAAAGAAUCUCCGGUAGAUAAUCAGAUACAGGUGGAUUUGACUUCUAUUGAAGACAAGGAGAUGACUCCUAUUGAAGACGAGGAGCGAGCGAACACAACUAAAUGCCAAGCAAAUGAUACUAAAGCCAUUUUAGACGCUCUGUCUGACUUUACCAAUACAAGACGCUCCGGAGACUUCGAACCCGCUCCAAACCGAGAUAGGCCUAAACGCAGCUCCGCUCCGGACAGAAAAUCCAUGCCCGUAUCAAUGGAAGACCUGCUUCGAGAGAUCUCCACGGCCCAAGCGCUUAUGAAAACUGAAACGGCACAGACAGAGAUAGACUUAGAUGCGACCGAAGACAGUUCGGACGAUCAGGCUAGCCCGCUUAGACUCAGCCGAGAGGUCGUCAAAACUCUACGUUUCGAAGACGAUGACUCCAUUCUAGAGUCUAAAGUCCUUCAAAAACCUAUAUCAUCCGAUUCUCCGCCUCCCCGAACCUCCUCGGUCAUACCGACAUACGAGAUCAGCGAUCCGGUGAAAGAGCUCAUGAAGGACCUUAUAAAACCGCUAGCGGACGUGGAGAGACCCGUACGGAGCGAGCCUUGUCAGAGCUCCCAAGCGAACCGUUUCGAUUCCAGCCAGAUCGAUCUAAUUCCCGCCAAACCCUUUCUAGUAUCUCCUCACUCCUGUUUAAGAAAGGAAAAAGAGGCUCUAGAACCAAGGAAAGAACCGGAGCCUGUAAUAGUCUUCGACCCGUCCAAUCCGCUGAACAACGUUGUGAUUCCACCGCUGGAUCGAGCGGUGGUGCACAAGUACAAUCCGGUGCAGUCGGGGCACAGCAUGAGCCCGAGCACCCCGAGCGUGGAGAGUGAGUGUUGCCAGACGGAGUCCGAGGCCUUGUCGAGGAACAUGGAUGUGGGCGUGGUGCUGGUGAAACCCGCAGUGGAGCGGGGCGUGGCGUCCCGCUCCAAGCUGGGCGCUGGCGCGGUGGACCGCGCCACCGCUACUCACGCUUCCGUUAAGGAUUGUGAAGUUAAUACGUCUAUAGUUAUGAAAGACAACCGCGAGCUCCUAGCCGACAGCUCUUCCCUCACGCUGGUUGACGACGCGCUGUCCCGGUCGCCUGUUCGUGUCAUCUUCAAGCUGGACGAGCCGUACUCGUCGGUCGUGCUGGACUCGGACCUGUCGUCUGUACACGACUCGGAGCACGGCCGGAAGAGGGGACAUGUCGCCGCUAAAGGCCCGGAGCUGGACGAGCCGUACUCGUCGGUCGUGCUGGACUCGGACCUGUCGUCUGUACACGACUCGGAGCACGGCCGGAAGAGAGGACAUGUCGCCGCUAAAGGCCCGGAGCUGGACGAGCCGUACUCGUCGGUCGUGCUGGACUCGGACCUGUCGUCUGUACACGACUCGGAGCACGGCCGGAAGAGGGGACAUGUCGCCGCUAAAGGCCCGGAGCUGGACGAGCCGUACUCGUCGGUCGUGCUGGACUCGGACCUGUCGUCUGUACACGACUCGGAGCACGGCCGGAAGAGGGGACAUGUCGCCGCUAAAGGCCCGGAGCUGGACGAGCCGUACUCGUCGGUCGUGCUGGACUCGGACCUGUCGUCUGUACACGACUCGGAGCACGGCCGGAAGAGGGGACAUGUCGCCGCUAAAGGCCCGGAGCUGGACGAGCCGUACUCGUCGGUCGUGCUGGACUCGGACCUGUCGUCUGUACACGACUCGGAGCACGGCCGGAAGAGAGGACAUGUCGCCGCUAAAGGCCCGGAGCUGGACGAGCCGUACUCGUCGGUCGUGCUGGACUCGGACCUGUCGUCUGUACACGACUCGGAGCACGGCCGGAAGAGAGGACAUGUCGCCGCUAAAGGCCCGGAGCUGGACGAGCCGUACUCGUCGGUCGUGCUGGACUCGGACCUGUCGUCUGUACACGACUCGGAGCACGGCCGGAAGAGGGGACAUGUCGCCGCUAAAGGCCCGGAGCUGGACGAGCCGUACUCGUCGGUCGUGCUGGACUCGGACCUGUCGUCUGUACACGACUCGGAGCACGGCCGGAAGAGGGGACAUGUCGCCGCUAAAGGCCCGGAGCUGGACGAGCCGUACUCGUCGGUCGUGCUGGACUCGGACCUGUCGUCUGUACACGACUCGGAGCACGGCCGGAAGAGGGGACAUGUCGCCGCUAAAGGCCCGGAGCUGGACGAGCCGUACUCGUCGGUCGUGCUGGACUCGGACGUGUCGUCUGUACACGACUCGGAGCACGGCCGGAAGAGGGGACAUGUCGCCGCUAAAGGCCCGGAGCUGGACGAGCCGUACUCGUCGGUCGUGCUGGACUCGGACCUGUCGUCUGUACACGACUCGGAGCACGGCCGGAAGAGAGGACAUGUCGCCGCUAAAGGCCCGGAGCUGGACGAGCCGUACUCGUCGGUCGUGCUGGACUCGGACCUGUCGUCUGUACACGACUCGGAGCACGGCCGGAAGAGAGGACAUGUCGCCGCUAAAGGCCCGGAGCUGGACGAGCCGUACUCGUCGGUCGUGCUGGACUCGGACCUGUCGUCUGUACACGACUCGGAGCACGGCCGGAAGAGGGGACAUGUCGCCGCUAAAGGCCCGGAGCUGGACGAGCCGUACUCGUCGGUCGUGCUGGACUCGGACCUGUCGUCUGUACACGACUCGGAGCACGGCCGGAAGAGGGGACAUGUCGCCGCUAAAGGCCCGAAGGUAACCCCGAAGCCCGCCCUGAAGGUCCAGAAGGUGUCCAACAGUACCAAGGUGUCCCGGAGACAGCGAAACCAGUCUAAAGGGAAAGAGAUCAUAGAAAGCAGUCAGUCUAGCAGAGAUUCGUCGGUGACGGUGGCGCAGCUGUACGCAUGCGCGCGCAGCGUGGCGUCCGCGUCGGCAACCGACUCGCGCUGCAGCAGAGUGUCGGACUGGCGUCCGGAGCUGCUCCACGAGGCGAGCUCCAAGAACCUGGUCUCCGAGCAGGAGUCGGGCGUCAACGUGGUGGCCAAGAUCGACGUGCUGCCCUUCAUGGGCACCUACGAAUGCGAGUGGGAGUCCCGCGCGGCCGACACGUGGUCGUUCCGGCUGCUGCGCGCGCGACUACGACUAGUGAUACGACUAGAACACCGAGCGACUAACAACACUAGAGUGCUAGUGCGGGCCGAUACCCCCGUCAGACUAGUGACCGUACAACAUGCCACCGUCGACCAAGAGCGCGCAGAGCCGGUGGCGGCGCUGUGCCUGUGCCUGGCGGCGGGGGCGCUGCAGCGCGUGUGCGCGCGCGGCGUCGCCCGCGCCGGCGCCGUGCCCGCGCUGCUGCGCCGCUGCGCUGCUAUCGCCCGGGUGGCGCUGCACUGGGGCCGCUGCAUGCGGAAAGCGAGCGCCGCACUCGCCUUCUCGCUCUCCGAAGAUGGCUGUCUCUCUCUCAAGGUGGCAAAUAUCCCGCUCCGCUCCGUAUGGGAGGUGACGCUCCGCAUCGAGCUGUGCGAGGACGAGCGCGGCGGCGCGCGCCCCCUGGCGGCCGACGUGGCGGUGCGCGCCGUGGUGGCCGCCUGGGCCCCGGCCCGGGCCGAGCUGCACGCCGCGCUCGCGCCCGUGCCCCGGGACUGGGGGCACGUGCCGCGCACCGUGUGGAAAAUAUUCAAAUAUCUGAAGAACAAGACGCCUGAAAACGACCUGUUCAUCGUGUAA
Messenger RNA from Cydia amplana, 8037 nucleotides. RefSeq lists its product as uncharacterized. NCBI's taxonomy places the organism in Eukaryota, Metazoa, Arthropoda, Insecta, Lepidoptera, Tortricidae. Bases 1 to 8037 code for a protein of 2678 amino acids. The record is from RefSeq and is a predicted model, not a curated record. The transcript is spliced from 29 exons.